AUGCUCCGGCGACCGGCGGGCGCCUGGGCCUUGCUCGGCCCUCUGCUCUGGGGCUGCGGGCUGGCGCUGCUGCAGGGCGGGAUGCUCUAUCCCCGGGAGAGCCGGUCGCGGGAGCGCAAGGAACUGGACGGCCUCUGGAGCUUCCGCGCCGACUUCUCCGACAACCGGCGCCAGGGCUUCGAGCAGCAGUGGUACCGGGCGCCGCUGCGGGAGUCAGGCCCUACUCUGGACAUGCCGGUGCCCUCAAGUUUCAACGACGUGGGCCAGGACGGGCAGCUGCGGAGUUUUGUCGGCUGGGUGUGGUAUGAACGGGAGAUCACCCUGCCCCAGCGGUGGACCGAGGACCUGGGCAUGAGAGUGGUGCUGAGGAUUGGCAGCGCCCACUACUAUGCCAUCGUGUGGGUGAAUGGGGUCCACGUGGCAGAGCAUGAGGGGGGCCAUCUCCCCUUCGAGGCUGACAUCAGCAAGCUGGUCCAGAGCGGGCCCCUGUCCUCCUGCCGUAUCACCAUCGCCAUCAACAACACGCUGUCCCCCCACACCCUGCCGCCGGGGACCAUCCUCUACAAGACGGACCCCUCCAUGUACCCCAAGGGUUACUUUGUCCAGAACAUAAAGUUUGACUUCUUCAACUACGCGGGACUGCAUCGGACUGUGCUCCUCUACACCACACCUACCACCUACAUCGAUGACAUUACCGUCACCACCGACAUGGAUCAAGACAUCGGGCUGGUGAAUUACCAGAUCGUCGUCCAGGGCAGUGACCACUUCCAACUGGACGUGGGUCUUCUGGAUGAGGAAGGCAAAGUCGUGGCCAAGGGGGCAGGGGCCCAGGGCCAGCUGCAGGUGCCCAAUGCCCACCUCUGGUGGCCGUACCUGAUGCAUGAGCACCCUGCCUACCUGUAUUCGUUGGAGGUGAAGUUGACGGCGCAGACGGCUGUGGGGCCCGUGUCUGACUUCUACACCCUCCCCGUGGGGAUCCGCACCGUGGCCAUCACCGAGAGACAGUUCCUCAUCAAUGGGAAGCCGUUCUAUUUCCAAGGGGUCAACAAGCAUGAGGAUGCAGAUAUCCGAGGGAAGGGCUUUGACUGGCCGCUGCUGGUGAAGGACUUCAACCUGCUUCGCUGGCUGGGCGCCAACUCCUUCCGCACCAGCCACUACCCCUACGCGGAGGAGGUGCUGCAACUCUGUGACCGCUACGGGAUCGUGGUCAUCGAUGAGAGCCCCGGCGUGGGCAUCAUGUUGGCUGAGAGCUUCAGCAACGUAUCUCUGCAGCACCACCUGGAGGUGAUGGAGGAAAUGAUCCGCAGGGACAAGAAUCACCCGGCCGUUGUCAUGUGGUCCCUGGCCAAUGAGCCCGCUUCCUUCCUGAAACCGGCUGGUUACUACUUCAAGACGCUGAUUGCCCACACUAAAGCCUUGGACCCCUCCCGGCCUGUGACCUUUGUGACCAACACCAACUAUGAAGCAGAUUUGGGGGCGCCGUACGUGGACGUCAUCUGUGUGAACAGCUACUAUUCCUGGUACCACGACUAUGGGCACAUGGAGGUGAUUCAGCUGCAGCUGGCAACCCAGUUCGAGAACUGGUAUAAGGCCUACCAGAAGCCGAUGAUUCAGAGCGAGUACGGAGCAGGAACCAUUGCAGGGUUUCACGAGGAUCCACCACUGAUGUUCAGUGAAGAGUACCAGAAAGGCCUGCUCGAGCAGUAUCAUGUGGUUCUGGACCAAAAACGCAAAGAAUAUGUGGUUGGCGAGCUCAUCUGGAAUUUUGCUGAUUUCAUGACUAAUCAGUCACCAUUUCGGAUGAUGGGGAACAGAAAAGGGAUCUUCACUCGGCAGAGACAGCCAAAGAGUGCAGCAUUCCUGUUGCGAGAGAGAUACUGGAGACUUGCCAAUGAAACCAGGUACCACCAGUCAGCUGUGAAGUCACAGUGUGUGGGAAACAGCCUGUUUACUGUUUAA
This is a messenger RNA of Rangifer tarandus platyrhynchus (Svalbard reindeer), 1959 nucleotides long. Lineage: Eukaryota; Metazoa; Chordata; Mammalia; Artiodactyla; Cervidae. The record is from the annotation of a GenBank genome assembly.